This is a messenger RNA of Pogoniulus pusillus (Red-fronted tinkerbird), 2795 nucleotides long. RefSeq names its product A-kinase anchoring protein 14 (gene AKAP14). The record is from RefSeq and is a predicted model, not a curated record. Gene Ontology annotation, cellular component: cAMP-dependent protein kinase complex. Gene Ontology annotation, molecular function: protein kinase A regulatory subunit binding. Lineage: Eukaryota; Metazoa; Chordata; Aves; Piciformes; Lybiidae. Bases 2255 to 2788 code for a protein of 177 amino acids. The transcript is spliced from 6 exons.
GGAAACUUGUGGAUCAAGGAAAGGACAAGGAGAGAUCCCUCUCCAGUUACUGUCACGAGCAAAAUGGACUCAAGGAAAUUAAUGUCUUGCAAGUCAAGUCAGUAGGGUAAUGAGAAGCAAACCGAAGGCUUAAAACAUCUGCCACCACCCCUCCUUUCUUCCUGGGCUGAUCUUCACUCCUGAUUUCUCUGCCUUCCUCCUCAGUGGCACAGGGGAACAGGGAAUGGGGCUUGCAGUUAAUAUAUCACAUGCCAUCCCUGCAGCUCUUUCCUCCUCAGGGUAGCAGACUCCUCACACUCUUGCCCUGCUCCAGUAUGGAGUUCCUCCUGCAGAAGUCAGUCCUCCACAAACUUCCGGUGUGAGUCCUUCCCAUGGACUGCAGUUCUUCACAACCUGCUCCAGCAUGAGUCUCUUCACUGGGUGAAGUCUUUCAGGAGCAGACUGUUCCACUGUGGGUUCCCCCUGGGGUCACAAGUCCUACCAGCAAAUCUUCUUCAGUGUGAGCUCCUCUCUCCAGGGAUCAAAGAUCCUUCUAGGAGUCUGCUCCAGCAUGAGCUCUCCACAGGGUCACAUCCUCCUCCAGACACAUCUGCCUGCUCCAAUGUGGUGUCCUCCGUGGGCUGCAUAUGGUUAUCUCCUACACUGUGGACUUCCACGGGCAGCAGUGGAACAGUUUUCUUCAUCAUGGUCUUCACUACAGGCUAGAAGGGAGUCUCCCAUGCCUGUUUUCACUGACUCAGGUGUCUGUGGAAUCGUUUCUCUCACAUAUUCUUGCUCUUUGGCUGCAGUUGUGCAGCGUCGUUUUUCCCUUCUUAAAUACAUUAUCCCAGAAGCACUACCACCAUCACUGAUGGGCUUGGUCUUGGCCAGCAUCAGGUCCAUCUUGGAGCUGGCUGGCUUUGGGUCUGUUUGACACUGGGGUAAGCUUUUGUUGAACUCCCACAGGGGCUGCCCCUGUAUCCCCUCACUACCAGAACCUUGCCAUGCAAACCCAGUACCAUUGCGUACAACCUCUGGGUGGAACUGGUUUUCUCACUUUAUGCACUCCAAUGUAGACUAUGCAGGUGUCUAUGAGAGGAAGAAAAGGGAUGCCAAGAGGUGUCACUGUCUCUAACAUAUUUUCCUUCUGUUUGCUUGUAGCCAUAUUGAAAAGUGGUGAUACUGCAGAAAAAAUACACUGAUAGAAACAGAAUUCUUGGUUUACACUAACAUCAAUAACAGCCAGUUCAGAUAGAAAUUUGCAUCUGAACUGCUCUGCUGAAUGAGCUGGGUUGAGACAGGGUGUUUCUGAUGGUUUAUCAUUAGUUCUGAGCUGUAGCUCACAGCCUGUGUCACUGGGCAGGGACAGAUACAUCUGAUAGUUCUCUGUGGCAGUUUGUGUCCAGGCUCAGGUAGUGUAGUUAAAGGAAACUCUGCAGCUGCUUGUAUUGUGUAGACGUGGGAAGCCUUGAGUUUGUCUCCUGGCAAGCUUGUCUAGGUCCCCUUUUACUGAUUGGCUGAAAAGAGCUUGGGAAUCAAUCAAAUACUGGCUCAAAGCACUGGCCAUCAGCUAGCUGGCUAUGGCAUGGGCUGGGGGACAGAAGAACUAGUGGGAAAAAAAAUCAGGGAAAGAUGUGGAGGUCAGGACAGGAAACAGAGGAGAAGAUAGGCUUCUAGAGGUCACAUCGACCUUCAGCUCCUCUCCCAAGCUACACAGUCAGAUGAAAGCCAAACAAGAGCUGCUUUAGGCAGGGUUUGCUCUAAUCCUUCCAGAUAACAAGGAAUAGUGAAUCCAUGUUGGACAGAGUUCCCAAAUUGUGGAGGCUGGCAGAAACAUGACAAACAGAGAAGCUGGCAGGAUCCCAUAUUUGCUUUCCUGCUCAUACCCUCUGGGAGACUCUAGCUGCCAGAGAGGAGUUUCCCCAGGGUCUCUACGUAGGGCUUCCCCCGACCCCGAAUGCUAAUAGGCACGCUGGGAGCCCAGUGCUCUUGUUGCCUGGCAACAAACUUACCAUGGCAACACAUUGCAAACACUCCUGGGAAGGCUGCAUAAUGUGGCCGUAAGUCGCUCUGCGGGUCUCAUGCCCCAGGGAGGAAGGGACAGAGACACUGUUAAGACUCCUGAAACAGCAACCUGGGCACCAGCUACCCCUGUCUGGAACCAGACUUUUGCCACACACCUGUGCUGCAGGCCCAAACACCUGGCAAGGGCAGCUGGGAAGCAACAGCAAUCGUUCUAGGCAGGUGUAAGCAGGGCUGAGCAGAGGUGAAGACAAUGGACCAAGGAGAUGAAAAUGCUGCCAAUGAGGAAAAAGCUGGCACUCUCACAGGAAGUAGGAGUGGUGCAGUAGGACAUCUUCCAGAGAUGGAGAAAAGUGAGAAAGAAAGUGACUAUGUCACAAAAAACAUCCAGUGGACCACAGGCAACGACUUUACAGUAGAAAGAGGAGUGCAGCAGAUUGAAGAAAUCAUUUCUCAGACAUGGGAGAUUCAUGAAAGCUGGCUUCACUGGUCAGAAUUUCUCCAGGAAGAAGACCUGAAGGACACCAAGAGGUACCACUACAGAGUUUGCUGGAGCAUGCCAACACGCCGCAAACCCAUUCCACGAGCAACAGCAAACGUCUACUUCGUGAUAGAGAUCUCCAAAAUCAAACCUGCUACCUUGCCUGUGGAGGUAUUCUUCACUCUGGAGUGCAGCAAGCUGAUUCGCAGGCCAGACCAGUGUCAGUUUAAAGAAAAGUGGCUUAAGGACAUAAUUGAAAAUAAAAUAAUCCUCAUGAAAACAAAUAAAUUCUACUGGAUGCAGUGAUGAAGAA